AUGGAGCUGCGGUGGUACAGGGAACAGCCAUCCCAAGUCGUGUACCUGCACAAGAAUGGGAUGGACGUGAAGGAAGAACAGAUGAAGGAGUACCAGGGAAGGACCACCUUCCUGAGCGCUGGGCUGGACCGGGGACAGGCCACAGUGAGGAUCAACAAUGUCACAGUUUUUGAUAACGGAACCUUCCACUGCAACUUCAAAGACGGCAUCACGUCGGUGGAGGCCAGGCUGUGGCUGAUGGUGGCAGGCCUCUUCUCAGUGGUGUCCAAUGUGACCAUCCAGGAUGGGGUUGUGGGGAACUUCUCCUGCUCCAUCUCCAGCCCCCUCCUCCAGAGGAAGAAAAUGGCCAACCAUCACUUGUCCUCUCUGUUUUCCAGAAGUUCCCCGUCAACGGCAUGGAAGACAGUGGUACCUCUGAUCCUCACUGUGGCAGGGCUUGCCACAGCUGGAGCCACUUGUCUCUUCCAGAAAUGUCAGAAGGACAGGAAUAUGCUGCAGCUGGAAGAAGAGAUACCGUAUAGAGCAGAGGAUCAGUGCCUCCAAGGCUGGACAGAGGACAAGGUCAUCCAUGUGAGCCCAUCCCUGGACCCUGAUACCGCAAGCCCCAAACUCGCCCUGUCUGAGGAUGGGAAGAGUGUGAGGUGGCUGUUCUUUGACGAGGAACUGCCAGAUGUCCCCAGCAGAUUUGACCAGGACCCCUGUGUACUGGCCCGGGAGCAGUUCUCUGCUGGGAGGUAUUACUGGGAGGUCCAGGUGGGGCACAGGAAGGCCUGGAAUGUUGGCGUGUGUCUGGAGAGCUUGGAUCGGAAGGGAAGGAUCCCCAAUGCCCCCCAGCAUGGACUCUGGGCCCUGGAGCUCUACAAGAAGAUGUUCUGGGCCCUCGCCUUCCCAAGGGUUCACCUGUACCCUUCAGGGCCCCUGCAUCAGGUGGGCAUUCUCCUGGACUGUGAUGCUGGCACAGUCUCCUUCUACAACGUGGGCAAUGGAUCUCUCAUCUACACAUUCUUUGGACUCUCCUCAGAGCCCCUGAGGCCAUUCUUCUGCCUCUGGACACACGACACCACCCCCCUGAUCAUCUCAGAAUUCAAGGCCCCAGAGGCCUUGGGGCCUCCUUAG
Neomonachus schauinslandi (Hawaiian monk seal) is the source of this 1116-nucleotide messenger RNA. RefSeq names its product butyrophilin like 10 (gene BTNL10). Gene Ontology annotation, cellular component: external side of plasma membrane. The transcript has 5 exons. Gene Ontology annotation, biological process: regulation of cytokine production; T cell receptor signaling pathway. NCBI's taxonomy places the organism in Eukaryota, Metazoa, Chordata, Mammalia, Carnivora, Phocidae. The coding region runs from base 1 to 1116 and encodes 371 amino acids. Gene Ontology annotation, molecular function: signaling receptor binding. The record is from RefSeq and is a predicted model, not a curated record.